Molecule: messenger RNA, 2368 nt
Organism: Nylanderia fulva
Lineage: Eukaryota; Metazoa; Arthropoda; Insecta; Hymenoptera; Formicidae
Gene: Atu
Product: Another transcription unit
Biological process (GO): positive regulation of transcription elongation by RNA polymerase II; transcription elongation by RNA polymerase II
Cellular component (GO): Cdc73/Paf1 complex; nucleus
Molecular function (GO): RNA polymerase II C-terminal domain phosphoserine binding
Source: RefSeq, a predicted model, not a curated record
UUGACAGUUCACGCACGUGGGAUCACUUCAUCCUUGUCAUUCAUCGAAAGUUGAACGAAGACAGAUGAUACUCGCGAGCGUCGCCAUCUGGUGAACGUAGCCGGAAUUAAACAACUCGAAACACGUCUGUGACGUCACGGUGCAUCCUAUCGAAGCGAUCUGCGACCAACUUCAAACAAACGAGUAAACAUGUCGCCGGUGCGUGAAACUUUGCGCGAUUCCAGCGGCGAUUCUGGAUCAGAAUCGGACAACGGAUCCGCGUCCUCGAGAUCGAGUCGCAGCGGAAGUCGCGCGUCGCAGGGUCCCGCGCAAACGUCGAGCGACGUCAGGAGAGACGAGCACUCCGAGGAUGAGAACGGCGCGCCGGCUUCGCCCGCGUCGAACGCUUCCAGGUCCUCCGUCGAGUCGAACAAGCUGGACGGCGGCAGCCGCAAAUCGGAGAGCCCGGGUUCACCGGGCUCGGGCUCGAGGCGUUCGCGACGCUCGAGCUCCGCCCAGAGCGAGAAGUCCGAUUCCGCGAGAUCCAGGAGCGGCAGCCCGAAGUCGGUGGCCUCCAACAGUUCCGCAGACUCUCAGAAGUCCGCCAGAUCCCGCUCGCCGUCUCCACGUGGCAGCGUGCGUUCCUCGAGUCCGAAGUCGCCUGUUAGCUCGAGGUCCGCUCAUUCGGCGGAGAGGAAGUCCAAGACUCCGGCCUCUCCUGGAUCCAACGUGUCAGAGUCUCCGAAGAGUCGUCGAUCCAGAAGCGUUUCUUCGCAGAGAAGCAAUAAAUCAGCUGGUUCCGCGAGUCCAGCUGAGAGAGCGGGUUCUGAAAAGUCUGACGACAAGAGAUCGAGGUCUAAAAGUCCAAAGAAUGAUAAGAGCGAUAAUGAAUCAAACAGAGCAGAUCGAAGUCCAAAAUCUGACGAGAGCGAUGAAGAACGUUUGAAAGUUAAACGACAAAACAGCGGUUCUGGUUCGGAUACCGAAAAAAUUGUCAAACGAGUUAAGGCGAGAAUAAACUCGGAUUCUGAAAACGAGACGGCGGACAAGGAGAACAGCGUAGCUCCAACAGCGGACGCAUUAUUCGGUGACGCAAGUGACAUUAGCACAGAUGACGAGAAGGAGAAGAAGGAAGAAGAGAAAGAGAAGGAACGGGAGCGUAGUCGGAGCAGAAGCAGAAGUCGUAGCAAAAGCAAAAGCAGAAGUAGAAGCAGAAGCAGAAGCAGAAGUCACAGUCGGGGCAGAUCCGAGAGCGGUGGUGAAGGUCCGAGCCAUCGCGCCAUUAUUGAAGAUGAAGAGGAUAAAGACAAGGAAGAGGAACCAGAGCCACCUCCGGAAACUAGAAUCGAUGUAGAAAUUCCGAAAAUCACUACCGAUCUGGGACGUGAAAUUCACUUCGUAAAGUUGCCGAAUUUCUUAUCCGUUGAGACAAGACCGUUCGAUCAUGAAACCUACGAGGAUGAGAUCGACGAGGAGGAGACUCUGGACGAGGAGGGCCGGGCACGAUUGAAGCUCAAAGUUGAAAAUACAUUGAGGUGGAAGGACACGUUCGACGACGACGGCAAAAUGGUGAAGGAGAGCAACGCGAGAUUCGUCAAGUGGUCGGACGGUAGCAUGUCGUUGCAUCUGGGCUCGGAGAUCUUCGACGUGUACAAACAACCUUUACAGGGCGAUCACAACCAUCUUUAUAUUCGCCAAGGUACCGGUUUACAAGGCCAAGCGGUGUUUAGAACAAAAUUAACUUUCCGACCGCACUCCACCGAAUCGUUCACGCACAGGAAGAUGACUAUGUCUCUGGCUGAUAGGUCGCAAAAGACUUCCGGCAUCAAGGUUCUUUCUCAAGUGGGAAUGAAUCCAGACCAGAACAGAUACGAGAUGAUAAAGAAAGAGGAGGAAAAACUACGUAUGGCUAUGCGAGUCCAAAAUAAAACGAAGAAGAGUACAAGUGGUAUCAGAAAUACUAAUCGUACUGCAGGAGCAUAUAGUGGCGAUGCUUAUCAUGACGAUGGUUCUGAUGACGAGGGUGCAAUUUCAUUGGCAGCUAUAAAAAAUAAAUAUAAAAAAGGAGUCGCAGCAAUUCCUUCUAAAGCUUCAAACAUUUAUUCAUCGGAUGAGGAAGGAUCAGAUAUUGAAACGCAUAGGCCCAAAAAGAAUAUUAAAGGAAAGGCACUUAAAGAUUCAGAUGAUGAAUCUAAUUCUGAAACGUCUGCAGGAAGUGGUGGAGACAAUCAAGCUGAUGAUGCAAGUGAUUAAAGUGUAUGCAUUUUUAAAAUUUAGUGAAUAAAUAUAGUAUAAGGUAAACCAUUCUAUAUAUAUAUUAAUUGCAAAUAUAGAUUAUGUCUGAUUUAUACAAUGUAAAUAUGACAAUAAUAAAUAUGAUUGAAUUAUA